AUGCAGGUCCCGGUCAGCUGGCUGCAGGCGCUGAGCGUCAUGCAAUACAUGGCGACGUUCCUGGGGCCCCCGGAGCGAUCGUGUUGCUGCUGCUGCUGCCUGCAAACGAGAUUCUGGAUCCUCCCAGUUCUGUACUGGUGCUGGUGGCUCUGGGACUGGGACGGGGCGGAGAGAGGUCCCCGGCACUGGGAUUGGGUGCGAAACUGGAGGAUUUGGGAUCAUUUCUGUGACUAUUUCCCCAUCAAGGUGAUCCGCACAGCCCCCCUGCCCCCCGGGCGCAGUUACCUGCUGACCGCCCACCCCCACGGCGUCUCCUGUCUCGGGGUGUUCGGCGCCUUUCAUCUCGGGGGGCCGGGGGGCGCCGGGACCCCCAGACCCGGCUGGGGGGGGGGCCCGUGUCCCGGCCUGCGCCCCACAUUGGCCGCGCUGGCCGUGUUCCAUCUGCCGCUCUAUAGGGAGUACGCGCUGGCCGCCGGGCUGUGCCCCGUGAGCCGGCGCUGCCUGGAGCGGGUUCUGUCGCGGCCCAACCAGGCCCUGCUGGUGAUGGUCGGGGGGGCGGCCGAGGCGCUGGAGGGGCGCCGGGGGACACACCGCGUCACCCUGAGGGGACCGACGGGCUUCGUGCGCCUGGCGCUGAAAUACGGCGCCCCGCUGGUGCCCGUGUACGUGUUCGGGGAGCAGGAGGCGUUCCAGGGUCCCCCCCUGGCCGAGGGGUCCCGGCUGCGGCGGCUCCAGCGGCGGCUCAAGCGGCUUUUGGGGUUCGCCCCGUUGAUCUUCUGGGGGCGCGGCGGGAACCCGCUGCUGCCCUUCCAGCGGCCAAUCACCGUCGUGGUGGGCGCCCCCCUGGAGGUGCCGCGCCGGCCCUGCCCCUCCCCCCGGAGGUGGCGCUGUUCCACCGGCUGCACCAGCAGCGGCUGCUGCGGCUCUUCGAGGAGCACAAGGGGGCCUGCGGGGUCCCCCCCGGCGCGCGGCUCAGCGGUCAUGUGACCCCAAACCACCUGACCCCCCCCUCAAA
Molecule: messenger RNA, 1015 nt
Organism: Columba livia (rock pigeon)
Lineage: Eukaryota; Metazoa; Chordata; Aves; Columbiformes; Columbidae
Product: 2-acylglycerol O-acyltransferase 3-like
Biological process (GO): triglyceride biosynthetic process
Cellular component (GO): endoplasmic reticulum membrane
Molecular function (GO): diacylglycerol O-acyltransferase activity
Source: RefSeq, a predicted model, not a curated record